CGGAAGAGGGGAUGGAGUGAAGGAGCUGAAAGACGGAGAGCGACGAGGAGAAGCGGGAACAACGAGGUUUGUCCGGAAGUCCGACGCCUAGCCGCGUUGACCGAUCGGGUUUAGUGCGCUUGCCGCUUUUGCCGCUGCAUCAGCCCCUCCGACAACCGGCAUGUAAACAUUCACUGUUUGAAGUCAACUACAUUGUCAUUCUUGUUGAUUCAUAACAUCUCUACACCAUGGCAGCCUCCCUUUCCUCAUCCGUAUCCUCCCUCCAGUCCUCUCUUCACCUCCUGGACUCGUCCAUUUCCACCCUAGACGCUGGAGUGAGCGACUUCCCCCGACUAUGCAAAGUCCUACAAACCACACGACACUUCGAACUUCUCCCCGAACCGACCCUCCGCGAAGCCCAACAGUCCCUCCUCGACGAAAUCACCCCAAGCAUCGCGCAACUACUCUCAUUAGCCUCCAACCACGUCGAGAAGCUCUCCCGUCGCGAACAAGGCCUGCGCGCCAAGUGCGAACUCCAAGAAGGCCGAUUAAAUUCGAACGACACGCACCAGUCAUCGAGUCGCGACCGCCCCAGCUCAAGCAAUCGACAGGGUAAGACCUCUGCAACCUCGGCAGCCAAAGCUGCAGAAUUGCGACGUCUGAUCCAGAAGAAAGAGCGUCUGCAAUAUGCGGUGGAGAGACUGGAGUUGCAGAGCACGCAGAGAGAGCGCCAGCUGCGGAAGAGUAUGGCUUUUCAGUGAGGGGUCUUUCUGUCCGCCGCUCAAUUGAGUUAUGAGUUAUGAGAACAUGUAUGCUGCCAUCGUGUGGUAUUUACCACCGGUGAAAUGGAAAUGGCGUUUUUUUGCGCGUUCUUGAAGCCCAUACAUCCUUCAAUCCACAGAGCCGCAGUCUCUGAUCCGAAUGUCGCUCGGUGAUGAGACUCCCAGUGUGCCAUGACAGAACUCAGGGUCUGCGUCCAUCGCUAUGUGCACGGGGAGUUGAACUCGUGAGGGUUGAUAUCUCCACACCGCGGGGCUAAAUAUAACGAGAUAAAUGUCUCAAAAGAUAUUUGACAACAUAUCACGGGUCUGGAACGGUUAACAGUGGGCAAAAUCACGCCAAGCCUAGGUCUUGGGAAAGCGUGCUUAUCGUUUCGGCGUUCUACCAAAUC
This is a messenger RNA of Aspergillus campestris IBT 28561, 1150 nucleotides long. Its product is annotated as DASH complex subunit SPC19. The transcript is spliced from 2 exons. The record is from RefSeq and is a predicted model, not a curated record. Lineage: Eukaryota; Fungi; Ascomycota; Eurotiomycetes; Eurotiales; Aspergillaceae. The coding region runs from base 228 to 740 and encodes 170 amino acids. Gene Ontology annotation, cellular component: DASH complex; spindle microtubule. Gene Ontology annotation, biological process: attachment of spindle microtubules to kinetochore.